CGUGUCUGUUCACCAUCUCAUAUGUUUUAUUGACAGGACAGACGUUGAUGUGAAACUUUUGGAGGAUGCUCCUGCAGGGCAACCUGUCAGCUCCCAAUGGCACAGGCUCUGAUCCGUCCAUGUUCUUCCUGACGGGCAUCCCAGGGCUGGAAGCUCUGCACCCCUGGAUCUCCAUCCCCUUCUGCUCGAUGUUCACCGUGGCCCUUCUAGGAAACUGCACCCUCUUGUACGUUAUCAAGACAGAGCCCUCCUUACACAAGCCCAUGUUCUAUUUCCUCGCCAUGCUGGCCGUCAUCGACCUGGUUUUAUCCACAACCACCGUGCCGAAAAUACUGACCAUCUUCUGGUUUAAUUCCAGGGAGAUCAGCUUUAACGGCUGCCUGGUGCAGAUGUUUUUCAUUCUCUCGUUCUGCACCCUGGAGUCUGCUCUGCUGCUGGCCAUGGCCUUUGACAGGUACGUGGCCAUCUGCAACCCCCUGCGGUACGUCACCAUCCUGACCAACUCAGUGAUAGCAAAGAUCGGGCUGGCAGCUUUGGCUCGGGCUGUUCUGCCAGCAGUCCCUUUGCCUUUCCUCAUGAGGAGGCUGCCCUUCUGCCAGUCCCACGUCAUCUCCCAUUGCUACUGUGAGCACAUGGCCGUGGUGAAGCUGGCCUGUGCUGACACCAGGUUCAAUAACAUCUAUGGGAUCAUCGUAACUGUCUUCAUCGUGGGGCUGGAUCUGAUGUUCAUCGUCCUGUCAUACAUCAAGGUUCUAAGGGCUGUCUUAAGCCUGGCAUCCAAGGAAGAGCAGCUCAAGGCUUUCAGCACCUGUGGCUCCCAUCUUUGCGCCAUCUUAGUAUUCUACAUCCCCGUGGUCCUCUCCUCAACAGUACACAGGUUCGGGCGCCAUGUCGCCCCACACGUACACAUCCUGCUGGCCAAUUUCUACCUCCUCUUUCCUCCCAUGAUGAACCCCAUUGUGUACGGUGUGAAAACCAAACAGAUUCGCAUCCGAGUGCUUCUUCUGUUCCGAGGGAAGAGCAUCUAGGCUGAGCAGGAGGGGGCUGUGGAGACAUCAGGAAGCAGAGGAUGCAGGAGAGGUUUUUUGAGUUAAUUAGACAGCAUGCUUGUGGGGGCUUUGUGUAUACUGGGAUGGGAACUCCACCUCCGACUCACAGGGAGCAAUACACCGACCCCUACACGAGCGUAGCGCUGCUGGCCGGAAGGUGAUCUUGGCCAUGACCUUGUCCUCCCUUGGCCCCGUGUGUGGAGUGUGAAGGAGUGUGAAGAGGAGUGUGAAGGCUCCUUGCAACUUCUCUUUCUUUGCUGGAACAUCUGGCUUUUAUUACUGACACACCCAGCCACAGCCACGGAGGUGCAUGCUGCAGGAACAAAUGCUGUAUCUGCCCCUCAAAUUCAGUCACCUCUGAAAUGUAGCAACACACCUGGGGCCAUUUAAGCACCAGAAUAAGCUGAGUGCUGGGCUCUUCUGUGCCAAACGUGCCACGAUGGAAGCUGCUGGGUGACAACCUUGUUGUUGUUGUUGUUGUUGUUGUUAAUCUGGCCUUAGUUGUGGUUUCUGAACAUUUGAGAGUCUGUCCCCAGUGGUUUAACCCUACCACACAGCAGCACAAUGCACUAGGUCGAGAGAGGGGGGGCGAGGAAAGGUGUAUCUGCCUCAAAGAGCACUUCGAAAAUCUCCAAAUCCUCACCAGAGUGAUCUCAGGCACAAAGUGUUCAAAGUUCACUUUCUGAUACUGACAAUAAAUAAAUGAAACAGAGUAUUCUCUCUCUCUCUCUCUCUGUCUCUCUCUCUCUCUCUCUCUGUGUGUGUAUAACAUACUCAGGAAAAAGUCUUGCUCUACUUUGCUAUCACCUUUGUCCUGUUGCUUAAUAUAUGCUGGAUAACAUAUUGAUAUAUAUCGCAUUCAUAAUCUGUAUUUUCUGCACCAUAUAUAUACUAGUAGUAUGCAUUAAGUACAAAUAACAUUAACCACAAACAUAAUAAAAAAGAACUAUAUAAGUUAAAAUAAGAACUAGAUAAGUUCAUGGAGGAUAGCUUCAUCAAUGGCUAUUAGCCAGGAUGGACAGGGAUGGUGUCCCUAACCUCUGUUUGCCAGAUACUGGGAAUGGGCGGCAGGGGAUGAAUCAUUUAGGAUCAUAGAAUAUUAGGGUUGGAAGAGACCUCAGGAGUUCUGUGACAUUAUUGAAACAAACUGUGACAGUAUAGACCAUUGUUGCCACUAUAGUGGCACCAAAUCUUGUACAAAGGAGGUCAAAUAAGGUGUCUAUGAGGAGGUUAUGAUUUGCUGGUUAUGUUUA
This is a messenger RNA of Chrysemys picta bellii (western painted turtle), 2302 nucleotides long. The record is from RefSeq and is a predicted model, not a curated record. Lineage: Eukaryota; Metazoa; Chordata; Testudines; Emydidae.